CCUAUAAAAAGAUGGGAAGGGACGCUCGGAAAGCGCGUGAUAGAAUAGUGGUAAUUUGGUAUGUGUCCAUAAUUAAAGAUUGUUCGAAGAGGAGAAGAGUCAACACAAGACUUGACAUGAGCGCUUGGUUUCUGAUUGGAAUUAAUUAAUGUGUGAGUCAAUGCUAGGGUUAUUAUACUUUUCCUCAUUUCUAAAAAGGUUUGGUGCUUUAAUGGAGUAGUAGUAAUUCAUGUGCUAAUUUGUAAUUGAGUUGAGUAUGGAAGACAAAUUUGGAGAGGUAAAAGUGAUGGUUGUACAAGGCAGACGUUUGGUCAUUCGGGACUUCAAGAGUAGUGAUCCUUAUGUCAUUCUUAACCUGGGUAAUCAGACUGCAAAAACCAAGGUCAUAAAUAGCUGCCUUAAUCCUGUUUGGAAUCAAGAAUUUCAUUUUUCCAUUUCAGAACAUCCUCAGCUUCUCAAAUUGGAUUCAGCAGGCAGGAUUUCAUAUAAUACAAUGUUGAGAAACCGUAAGCAAAAUGGGGGUUCUCCAAGAUACACAUCUUCUCCAACAAGUAGUCCAUCAGGUUCUCCAAGAAUAAUAGUAACUCGAAGCAUAGGUGGUUCUCCUACAAGUCGUCAUGAGGUGGGAGAGAUUGACACCAGAUCACCUUUUCAAUCCGUCAAAGCUGCUGUUACUUUGUUUGGCGAAACUGGCACUGCUACUUCUUCUGGUUGCUCCCCAAAAAAGGCUAAUAAGCCUAUCAGCACCUUUAAGAAAUCAAAAACUGCUGAAGAGAGAGUGCAGGAGAAGGAGAGUCUGCUUAACUUGGCUCUGAGAGAAGUUGACAGCUUCAAACAACAGAUAAGAAGCACUGAGACUACAAAAGGUCAUGCUCUCCGUGAGCUCCAAAAUGCCAAAACUACUUUGCAGGAGCUCACAAGCCAGCUCCAAACAUUAUACAAAUCAAAGCAAGAAGCUCUUCAGGAAACCCAAGCUGCAAAUGAACGAGCCACACAACUACAACUUAAUAUUGCAGAUUCCAUGCAAUCUCUUAGAAAAGCCAAGGAAGAAGCGAUAUUCCACUCUCAUCUACAGGAAACUAAUAAGGGGAUUCAAGUCUUACAAGAACAACUCAACAAUAUUCGUGCCUCAGAUCUGGAUUCUUUUACCAAAGCAACUUCACAGCUUCAUCUUACAAAAAACACAUUUCAAGAUAUUGUCGCAGAAGAAAGGUCGUUAAGAAGCCUGGUGGAUUCCCUUCAAGCAGAAUUAGAUAUGUUGAAGGGCCAUAACUCUCAACUUAAAGAUAAGGCAGAUGAAGCAGAAGCCCUUGCUGAGAACUUGCGGUUAGAUCUUGAUAACAGCAAGCCAAAGGGAGAUGCAAUCCAACAGUUUACUUGUGAGGCUGUUCAGUUUCUAAAGGAGGCAGAGGAGAUGAAGAAGAAGGUGGAAUCACUCAGACAAGAAGCUGUCACAGCUCGAGCUGCAGCCAAGGAAGCAGAGGAAAGACUGAAACUUGCACUAAGAGAGGCUGAAGAGGCGAAAGCUGCAGAGACACUCACAAGUGAUCAGAUUCACAAAACAGAGAACGGAAAGAUCAAAUUGGCAGUUGAGAAAUAUGAAGCUUUCAGCAAAAAAGUCGAAGAAAUCAGAAAUGAGGCUGACACAAAAGUUGCCGCUACCAUGGCUCAAGUAAAAGACAUCACUGCCAAUGAAAAGGUGCUUCUCAUGAAAGUGGAGGCAGGUCUGAAAGAGAAGCAGGAAAUGGAAGUUGCAAUCAAGGAAGCUUUGAAGGCGACAGAGAUGGCUGAGGCAGCCAAAAAGGCAGUUGAGGGCCAAUUGCGGAAAAAAGCAUCAAGAAAACGAAGUUGGAGAAUCUUCUAAGAGCAAAGGAAGAAACAGAGUUUUGUGAUCAUCCAUAUGAUUUUUAUUAUAUAAACAACUCUAAGCUUUAAUAAAUAUGGCUAAUUGAGCACCGAGUGAUUGCUUGAAAGAUAAAAAAAGAAGCAAACUUCCUGCUCUCCCAUAUGGGAAAUUUGUUCUUUCUUUUUCCGUUUUAUGUUGCCUGCAUUUCUGUUACUUUCACCAAUUUGUUUGCACUAUGUGUAGAAUGUCUUUAAA
Molecule: messenger RNA, 2101 nt
Organism: Solanum dulcamara
Lineage: Eukaryota; Viridiplantae; Streptophyta; Magnoliopsida; Solanales; Solanaceae
Product: protein C2-DOMAIN ABA-RELATED 11-like
Exons: 4
Coding region: 257-1864 (535 amino acids)
Source: RefSeq, a predicted model, not a curated record